Molecule: messenger RNA, 2470 nt
Organism: Austrofundulus limnaeus
Lineage: Eukaryota; Metazoa; Chordata; Actinopteri; Cyprinodontiformes; Rivulidae
Gene: cdc16
Product: cell division cycle 16 homolog (S. cerevisiae)
Exons: 18
Coding region: 145-2004 (619 amino acids)
Biological process (GO): anaphase-promoting complex-dependent catabolic process; protein ubiquitination; cell division
Cellular component (GO): anaphase-promoting complex; cytoplasm
Molecular function (GO): protein binding
Source: RefSeq, a predicted model, not a curated record
CAUUUUCGCCGAACACUGCUUGCAGGGAGAAGCCGCGGAUUUGGCUGUUCGUAGCUAGUAAGCUAGCAUUAAUGCACACAUUUCUGUGUCUUUAGGAAUGUCUUACCUUUAAUACACAGAACGUUCACCUUUAGAUCAUUCAAAAUGAACCUUGACAGACUUAGAAAACGAGUACGACAGUACAUUGAUCAGCAUCAGUAUCAAAGUGGUCUGUUUUGGGCCGAUAAGAUAGCAUCCCUUUCUCACGAAGAUCCCCAAGAUAUCUACUGGCUUUCUCAGUGCCUUUAUCUCACCUCACAGUACCACAGAGCCUCACACGCCCUGCGUUCACGGAAGCUUGACAAAUUGUAUGGAGCUUGUCAGUAUCUUGCUGCUAGGUGCCACUAUGCUGCCAAAGAGUUCCAGCAGGCCUUGGAUAUCCUGGAUGCAGAGGAGCCAGCUAAUAAGAAACUACUGGAUAAAAGCAGAAAGGAAGAUAGCGGGACAGAGUCUUUAAAGGAUUGGGGGAUGUCCCCUGCUUCUAUCAGUAGCUCCAUCUGCCUCCUGCGGGGGAAAAUCUAUGAUGCCAUGGACAACAGGCCUCUGGCCACCUCCAGCUACAAAGAGGCCUUGAAACUCGACGUGUACUGCUUUGAAGCAUUUGACCUUUUAACAUCUCACCACAUGUUGACUGCACAGGAAGAAAAAGACUUCCUUGACUCGCUUCCUUUUAGUCAGCAGUGCACUGAGGAAGAGGAGCAGCUGUUGCACUUCCUUUUUGAAAAUAAAUUAAAAAAGUAUGACAAGCCCAGUGAUUUGGUGGUGCCAGAAAUGGUAAAUGGUCUUCAGGACAACUUGGAUGUAGUCGUGUCUCUUGCCGAGAGACAUUAUUAUAACUGUGACUUCAAGAUGUGCUACAAACUCACGUCAAUGGUGAUGGUAAAAGACCCAUUUCAUGCCAACUGUUUGCCAGUUCACAUAGGAACAUUGGUGGAGCUUGGAAAAGCAAAUGAGUUAUUUUACCUCUCACACAGACUUGUAGACCUGUACCCCAACAAUCCAGUUUCCUGGUUUGCUGUUGGCUGCUACUAUCUUAUGGUUGGUAACAAAAACGAACAUGCUCGGCGUUACCUCAGCAAAGCCACCACUCUGGAGAGAACCUACGGUCCUGCAUGGAUUGCGUACGGUCACUCAUUUGCAGUGGAAAGUGAACAUGAUCAAGCCAUGGCUGCCUACUUCACUGCUGCCCAGCUGAUGAAAGGGUGUCACUUACCCAUGCUCUAUAUCGGACUGGAGUACGGUCUAACUAACAACUCCAAGCUGGCGGACCGUUUCUUCAGUCAGGCUCUCAGCAUCGCUCCAGAUGACCCAUUUGUUAUACAUGAGGUGGCUGUGGUUGCAUUUCAAAACGGAGACUGGAAGACAGCAGAAAAGUUGUUUCUGGAUGCGAUGGAGAAGAUCAAGGCCAUAGGGAGUGAGGUUACUGUGGACAAGUGGGAGCCCUUGUUAAACAACUUAGGUCACGUUUGUCGAAAACUUAAAAAGUACGAGCGGGCUCUGGAGUACCACCGUCAAGCACUGGUGCUGAUCCCACAGCACGCCUCCACUUACUCUGCUAUAGGCUACGUGCACAGCCUCAUGGGAGACUUUGAAAGUGCUAUUGACUAUUUUCACACAGCUCUUGGACUGAAAAGGGAUGACACUUUCUCUGUGACGAUGCUCGGUCAUUGCAUUGAAAUGUACAUUGGUGACACAGACGCCUACAUAGGCACGGACAUCACUGACAAGGUGCGAGGCAGCUUGAACACUCCAGCACUGAUGAAGAUGUUAAACACGUCAGAGUCUAGUGAACUUCUAGCUGAGUCGAGGCUGGAAGAGACGAGCGUGACGCCACUGGAAACUCCAGUGUCCAAUCAGGACAAGAUGAUGCUGGAGACGCCCCUCCGGCUCUCAUUAACCCUGGAGUGUAGUGACAUGUACGAGAGCGAAAUGAUGUUGGACACCCUAUCAGACACCAGCACGUGAUCUCAUCUUGUCAGGAGGUGGAACUGUUGUAGUAACAGGUUGUCAAUGAUACACACAUCCAAGCCCAAGAACCAUCUCAACCCACAGGUUUUAACUGGUGUGGAUUCCCUCUUUUGUGCACUAUAUAGUUGUCAUUAAACUUCAAAACUGAACAUUCAGUUGGAAAAGGUUUUGAAGAGAGGUUUGUGAAUUCAUACUCAUAACUUACGUAUACCGUAAUAACUAUGCAGAAUGCACUUUAAAGGGGGAAUAUUUAACACAUGCCUUGUUGAAGAGUUGUAAAUGUAUUACACUGGGAAUCUCUGGGCCUUUGACUCCUGAUUGACAAGAACAAACACAGCCUCAAAUCACAAGUUAAAGAUGACGUCACUUGUUACUGUCUGAGGCAGGACCUUUCCUGCUGCUUAACCUGUGGAUUUUCACUCUGAAUAAACAGCCAGCUAAUUCUAAUAAACAUUGGCCAACG